CCUUGCCUUUGCCUAGGCACGACCAGAAACAGAGCCGACCAGCCAUGCCCCUUCUUCCUCAUCCUGGUCCUAAACCCCAUUCGUAACUAGCUAGGAGUAGUACGCGAAGAUGAAGCUGGCCGUGGAGGUCGCGGACGCGUCGGGCCUGUCCCCGAAGGACGGCACGGCCUCCUGCAACGCCUUCGUCGAGGUCGAGUUCGACGGCCAGAAGCAGCGCACCGCCACCCGGCCCGGCGACUGCUCCCCGCAAUGGAACCAGACGCUGCUCUUCGACGUCCGCCAGGACCCGGCCGACAUCCCCACCGUGGAGGUGUCCGUGCUCCACGACCGCCGCCUCACCGACCACAACGCCGUCCGCGCCAGCGUCUUCCUCGGCCGCGUCCGCCUCGCCGGGGACUCCGUGGCCCGGUCCCCCGACGAGGCCGUGCCGCAGCGCUACCCGCUGGAGAAGCGCGGGCUGUUCUCGCGCGUGUCCGGGGACAUCGCGCUCCGGCUGUACAUCCUCGACGAGCGCGGUGAUCGCGCCGCCCACGACGCCGCUGCUCCGAUGAACAAUCAAGAUCGCCAAAACCAGCACGAGCAGCGUGCCGAGCCCGCCGUAGCAAGCAUGGAUCCCGAGAGGAUCGCCAGGAACGUCUUCGCCGCCGUCCCAUCCGAGUCAAGCGGGCAGAACAACCACGAGCAGCAGUCGCGUGUCUUCCGCGCCGUGCCCUCCUCUUCGGCAGAGCCUCGCCGCGCCACGCUGCACGCCGUGGGUGCUCCGUCAAAAGGCGGCUCGGCGCCAGCCUCGGCUCCAGGCUCCGACUACGUCCUCGUGGAGACAAAGCCGCCGCUUCCGGCCAAGAUGGCGCGCUCCGCGGCGGCCAAGAUCGCCUCCACCUACGACAUGGUGGAGCCGAUGAAGUACCUCUACGUGUCCGUCGUCAAGGCCCGGGACCUGCCCACCAUGGACAUCUCCGGCGCGCUGGACCCCUACGUCGAAGUAAAGCUCGGCAACUUCAAGGGCGUGACGCGCCACAUGGAGAAGAACGCCAACCCGGUGUGGCGGCAGACGUUCGCCUUCUCCGGCGCGCACCUCCAGGCCAGCCAGAUCGAGAUCAUCGUCAAGGACAAGGACGUGGUCCGCGACGACUUCGUCGGCCGCGUCAUCUUCGACAUGUCCGACGUGCCCAGCAGGCUGCCGCCCGACUCGCCGCUCGCGCCGCAGUGGUACAGCCUCUCCGACGCCCACGGCAACAAGCUCCGCCACGGCAGCCACCACGGCUUCGGCGAGAUCAUGCUGGCAGUGUGGCUGGGCACGCAGGCCGACGAGGCGUUCCCGGAGGCGUGGCACUCGGACGCGCACUCGCUGUCGCUGGAAGGGCUGACAAACACGCGCGCCAAGGUGUACUACUCGCCCAAGCUCAUCUACCUCAAGGUUAACGUCAUCGCCGCGCAGGACCUGGUCCCCGCCGAGAAGGGCCGCCCGCUGGCGGCCACCAUCACCAAGAUUCAGAUGGGGAACCAGAUCCGGCGGACGAAGCCCCAAAGCGGGACGGCGAACCCGGCGUGGAACGAGGAGUUCUUGUUCGUCGCCUGCGAGCCGUUCGAGGACCCGCUGGUGGUGACGGUGGAGGAGAAGGAGCCCAUCGGCCGCUUGAUCAUACCGGUUAAUUCCCCCAACGUUCCGCGGAACGACCUUGCGAAAUCCAUCGCGUCGAAAUGGUUCAGCCUGUCGCGCGGGAUGACGGUGGAGGAGGCGGCGGCGGACGUGACCACCAGCCUCAAGAACAGGGAGUCCUCCAAGACGUUCGCCAGCAAGAUCCACCUCAAGAUGAGCCUGGAGACGGCGUACCACGUGCUGGACGAGUCCACGCACUACUGCAGCGACCUGCAGCCGGCGGCGAAGAAGCUGCGGAAGAGCGCCAUCGGCGUGCUGGAGGUCGGCAUCCUCAGCGCGCGCAGCCUCGGCGGCAACAAGAACGCCUACUGCGUGGCCAAGUACGGCGCCAAGUGGGUGCGCACGCGGACGCUGCUGGGCACGGCGGCGCCGGCGUGGAAUGAGCAGUACACGUGGGAGGUGUUCGACCUCAGCACCGUCUUCACCGUCGUCGUCUUCGACAACGCCAACCUCCACCACCACGGCGACGGUGGUGCCAAGGACUCGAGGAUCGGCAAGGUGCGCGUCCGGCUCGCCACGCUGGAGUCCGACCGCGUGUACACGCACUACUACCCGCUCAUGACGCUCAACCCGUCGGGGCUGAAGAAGACGGGGGAGCUGCACCUCGCCGUCCGGUUCACGUGCACGGCGUGGGCCAACAUGCUGGGGCAGUACGGCCGUCCGCUGCUGCCCAAGAUGCACUACUCGAACCCGAUCCCCGUGCUGCAGCUGGACUACCUCCGGUUCCAGGCGAUGAACAUGGUGGCGGCGCGCCUGGGCAGGGCGGAGCCGCCGCUGCGGAGGGAGGUGGUGGAGUACAUGCUGGACGUGGACUCGCACAUGUACAGCCUGCGGCGGAGCAAGGCCAACUUCAACCGGGUCACCUCGCUCUUCUCCGGCGCCCUCGCCGUGGGCAAGUGGUUCGACGGCAUCUGCAAGUGGAAGAACCCGCUGACGACCAUCCUGGUCCACGUCCUCUUUCUCAUACUAGUCUGCUACCCGGAGCUGAUCCUGCCGACGGUGUUCCUCUACAUGUUCAUGAUCGGGGUGUGGAACUACCGCCGCCGGCCGCGGAAGCCGCCGCACAUGGACACGGUGCUGUCGUACGCGGAGCUGGCCAGCCCGGACGAGUUCGACGAGGAGUUCGACACCUUCCCCACCACCAAGCCCGGGGACGUUGUCAGGAUGCGGUACGACCGCCUGCGCAGCGUCGCCGGCAGGGUGCAGACGGUGGUCGGAGACCUGGCCAUGCAGGGGGAGCGCGCCCAGUCGCUGCUCAGCUGGCGGGACCCCAGGGCCACGGCCAUCUUCGUCACGCUCUCCCUCGUCGUCGCCAUCGUGCUCUACGUCACGCCCUUCCAGGUGGUGGCCGUCAUGGCCGGGCUCUACCUGCUCCGCCACCCCAGGUUCAGGAGCAAGCAGCCGUCCGUGCCAUUCAACUUCUACAAGCGCCUACCCGCCAGGGGUGACAUGCUCCUGUGAUCUAGCUGAAAUAACUCUUCUCAUUCCUAUCUUUUUUUUUUGCAUAGUACCACGAUCGAGAAAUAAUUACAUGUCCAAUACAAAUAGAUACACUGCUCCAUGACACUAGUACAUACGAUC
Lolium perenne is the source of this 3241-nucleotide messenger RNA. Its product is annotated as multiple C2 domain and transmembrane region protein 5-like. The record is from RefSeq and is a predicted model, not a curated record. NCBI's taxonomy places the organism in Eukaryota, Viridiplantae, Streptophyta, Magnoliopsida, Poales, Poaceae.